This is a messenger RNA of Diachasma alloeum, 675 nucleotides long. RefSeq lists its product as uncharacterized. Lineage: Eukaryota; Metazoa; Arthropoda; Insecta; Hymenoptera; Braconidae. The record is from RefSeq and is a predicted model, not a curated record. The coding region runs from base 1 to 675 and encodes 224 amino acids. The transcript has 2 exons.
AUGCUAACUGCCAACGUUGGGGCAAUGUUGGCUGUCAACGUCGGAGCAAUCUUGGCUGCUGACGCUGGACCAAUGUUGGCUGCCAACAUCUUUCAAAUUGAAUUGGAAGCCUCACCCCAAAUAACAAAAUUUGCACCGGUCGAAGAUUGGAUAGCUUUCAAGCGUCGCACGAGUGACAUUAAACCCCUGGACAAAUUCCUGGGAAAACUUCGUGCAACCUACGACUUCGUAUUCCACAAGCCCGAAAACGUGAGCAACGUGGGAAAGAUCCUAUCCAGUGAUAAGCCGAAGGAGACCGAUACAAAGCCCUACAAAUUCAUUUUAUCAAACUCCCAUGUGACCGAUGACUCGGCGAGUGAAAAAGAAGAAGUGACUGAGAGUCCGGUGUACGUGGAACUUCUUGGGGAUGAGGUGAUGUCAACGAAGGAGUCGUCAAUCUCCAGAGUCGCGACUGAUUGGGCCGAUGAGGUGGAGACUGUAGAGCCCCUCAGUGAAUUGGAAUUACUCAAUGAUAAUGACGAUGAUAUUGACAGGCCCGGGGACACUGUGAACCCUCAAACGAGCUUUGAACUAUCCGCUGCUGUCGCGAGGGCAUUUUUACGAUGGCUGAGUUCGAUUAUUGGGUUCACUCAUGGGGCCUAUCUCAAAAUCACUAAUUCAACUGGUGCUCCAUAA